Molecule: messenger RNA, 4726 nt
Organism: Chilo suppressalis (striped riceborer)
Lineage: Eukaryota; Metazoa; Arthropoda; Insecta; Lepidoptera; Crambidae
Source: the annotation of a GenBank genome assembly
GUGAUGUGACUUGAAAACACAUCUCGUCGGAUUUACCAUUUUACCAUGCUUCUAAUGUUUGAGAAAGACAAAAAGUGUUAACUUGCUAAAAACUUGACUUUCGUAAAUCUAUGGCACAUCGAAAAAUUAUUAAAGUCAAGAAGAAGAUUCUGUGAAAGCACACAAAAGUAAACAUGUCACAAUUGGAUAUUUCUUGCGGCUUAGAUUUUUCAGUAACUCCAGACUUACAAGCAUGUUUGACACAGGCAUUGCAUUCGAAUUUUUCUUUCAUAGUAGUUCCCAUCGUGCAUCCACGUUUUCGGCGGCAACAUGUAUUAAAUACCGGUAAGGUAGGCGGGUUCACGCGGUCAGAUAUGAUAUUAUCACCUCAAGACUGGACAUCCCGUUUGGUAGGCAAGCUAUCUCCAUAUCUCAGCGUUGAUUCUGAUGUUCCUUUAAUUCGACAACGUCACCAGGAUUGUUUAAAUGAAGAACUAUCUUAUUGCCGUGGAUUAGGCUUACCGGCAAUUAUGUUGUCGUUGACUGGAGAAAAAAGCAAUAAUUUAGCUAGAAUAUUACAAUCGUACUAUGAAAGUUGUCAUCAUCCCUCAUUGAUAUGGGCAAAAGUGCCAUUAGUAAAUACUAAUCUCAGGAGUGUAAAAAAUUAUGAGGAGAACGACACAUCUAGUAAUGAGACCUGGAUCUGGUGGUCAAAAUUCCAUGAAAGACUAGAUUAUGAUAAAAGAGUUGGAGUUGUCUUAGAGAUAUCAGCUGAUUUGCCAUCACAACAAUUGUUGAGGAGGUGGCUUGGAGAACCGGUAAAAGCUGUAAUAGUGCCUACAUCUAUAUUCCAUAACAACAAAAAAGGUUAUCCUGUAUUAUCCCGGGCUCAUCAAGAGCUGGUUGUUAGUAUGGUAGAACAUGAAGCCCAAGUGAUUGUCACAGGAGCAAGGCGACAUAAAUUAGAGUUCUAUUUGCAAUAUUUACACAGACUAUGGGAAAGACGGCCAAAUCCAGCUGAUGAUCCUAUGCUAAGUUAUGCAAGAGGUUGGGAAGAUUAUCUUCAAAUACCUUUACAACCACUUGCGGACAACCUGGACACUCACACCUACAAUGUGUUUGAAAAAGAUCCUGUGAAAUAUGAUCAAUAUCAAAAAGCUAUCGCCAAGGCUCUACUGGACCUGCAAAAGAAGCAAAUCUUAAAGGAACCUAGAACAAUAAUUAGCAAUUGCACAGAAAAUGAAGAAUUUGGUCAAGGUGAUGGUGAUACUGAGAAAAAUAAAAGGACCAUAACAGUAAUGGUACUAGGUGCCGGUAGAGGUCCACUUGUACGAGCUACAUUAAAUGCAGCAGAUAUUACGAACACCAAAGUAAAGGUGAUUGCAGUGGAAAAAAACCCUUGUGCCGUCGUAGUUUUAGCCGCGCAAGCACGUGAAUUAUGGAGGGGUCGUGACGUCACCGUCAUUCCGGGAGACAUGAGACAUAUCAAUUUGACUCCUAAAGCCGACAUUAUUGUCUCCGAAUUAUUAGGUUCUUGGGGAGACAAUGAAUUAUCACCAGAGUGUUUAGAUGGAGCUGCGGGGCUCCUCAAACCUGGAGGAAUAUCAAUACCGAGUGCUUAUAGUUCAUACGUUGCCCCGAUAUCAUCACCGAGGCUAUGGGCCGCCGCUAAAGUUGCCGUGUCGGGCACAACAGUUCAACACGACAAGAAUCUGGAGACUCUAUGGGUUGUUUAUAUGCAAAAUAAACAUGACAUAGCAGAUACGAAGUUGGUGUUUAGUUUUGAACAUCCGGCACGCGGUCACAAAGAUCACGAGGGACAAGAAAUCUCAGACUAUAGAGGUUUGCCGUUGACAGAUAACCGUAGGUCAACCACACUCUCGUGGAUUGUUGAACAAGAUAAUGUGAUGCAUGGUUUUGGUGGCUACUUUGAUUGUAAAUUGUAUGGAGAUGAAAUGAUCAGUAUAGUGCCUUCAACACAUAGCCCAGGGAUGAUUUCAUGGUUUCCUGUUUUUAUUCCUAUAAAGACGCCUUUACGUGUACAAAAAGGGGAAAAAAUAACUGCCACUUUUUGGAGGUGUGUAGACACACGAAGAGUGUGGUAUGAGUGGAUCGUUGAAAUCGGAAAUCGCAUCACUCCUCUGCACAAUUGUAAUGGACGUAGUUCAGAAAUGUUAUUAUGAUUUUGAUUUUAUUAAACUAUCAUUAAGGAACCUGAAAUAGUUUUAUUUAACCGUAUUGCAGCUUGGAACAUAAAAAUAUUAUAGAUAGUUUACUCUACAAUAAUAUUAUUCACUAACUCGAAUAAUAUUCCAUCAAAUAAUAAGUAAAGUUAUUAAUUUAUCUCCUAAGUACUUAUACAUGGCAAAAAUAUUUGUUCUAAUAAAUUCUCAUAAGGGGUCUUUGAUGUUUUUACAUUAGGUGAUCUUUAACUUACUUAACCCAAAGGAAAUAAAUUUUGUGCACAGACCAAUGCACCUGAAGUGAAACCUCUUUUCUUAAAAAACCUUACAAUAGCCCGUGCAUAAGGUAUAGGAGAAUGAGGCAACCCAUGCAUAACAUAAUAUGGGGGUGUAAGGAGUUCUAAAUACACCUGCAAGAACCCAAGCCAACCUCACCUUCACGCGGUGCACCCUGUUGACCAACAGACGAGGCUCUGGCAAACCGACCGAUGGCGGUAUAACCAACCAUCCAACGACGUAGGGGAGGGAAAUCUCACUGGUGACGGGCAGCAGCGUCAUCAGUGAAUUAACCUACGUUCUGCGAUCGCCAACCCGCCUGCCCAGCGUGGCGAUUACGGGCAAAACCUUCAAUGCAAACAGACCACAAGCCACGGCCCCCAGUUCCCGGCAGCUCCGCUAUUCCUGGUCACGGUGGCGACCACAGUGACGGCGGGGCAGGGGACAAGAGGUAUAUAUUCAGAGACGUCUCCGUGAUCAACAGGUUCAAUACAGGUAGUGAUCACCGACUCGUCCGGGGUUCUCUGAAUAUCAACUUUAAGGCCGAGCGCGUCCGUUUGAUGAAAUCCAGGCUCCGACCUACUUUGCUCCAAUCUAUAACAGGAUCUGAAACGUUCCAGUCAAAUCUGGAGAACCGAUUUGCUGCCGUGGAAACCACAUCAGACGUAAACCAAAACCUCGAAAAUGUGGUUCGGGAUCCUCAGGGAAGAGGGUGCGAGAUUAUGUGCAACGCAGCGUAAGGGUAGGAAGUCAAUGCUUUCCGAAGAGACUUUAGGGCUAAUGAAGGAACGACGUGAAAAUCCACCCGUCACUUCGUCAGCAAAGCGGACUCUAAACCAAGAGAUCAGUAAGCACAUACGACAUGACCUCCGGUGCUCCAAUACUCUCUCGAUCGAGAGAGCAAUCGAGCAGAAUCGAGGGUCCAAAGUGUUCGUACAAUCUCUUGGAAGAAGUCAUCUGACAAAGUUGACCACACCAAGUGGGGAAGUUGUUGCUUCAAAGCCGGCAGUCCUUUCGGAAGUGGAAGACUUCUACGGCCAGUUGUACGCAUCACAUGCAUCUCGACCAGAUCCCGGAAAUGAGGAUUCUAGAGCCACAUUAACGCGUCACUUCACCGAAGACCUGCCAAAAGUCAGUAUUGGCGAAAUCGAGAUUGCUCUUGGGCAGCUUAAAAAUGGAAAAGCCCCUGGAGAGAAUGGUGUUACAACAGAACUCUUGAAAGCUGGAGGUAAACCCGUACUGAGGGAGCUCCAAAAGCUUUUUAACACUGCCCUGUUCGAAGGGAGAACUCCGGAGAUGUGGAGUAGGAGUGUGGUCGUCUUGUUCUUUAAAAAGGGGGACAAGACCCUUCUCAAGAACUAUCGACCCAUAUCCCUUCUAAGCCACGUCUAUAAGCUGUUCUCAAGAGUGAUCACGAACCGUCUUGCGCGAAGACUUGAUGACUUCCAACCACCGGAACAGGCUGGGUUUCGGAGCGGAUACGGCACCAUAGACCACAUCCACGCAGUACGGCAGAUUAUACAGAAGACUGAAGAGUACAAUCAGCCUCUGUGCCUAGCAUUUGUGGACUAUGAGAAGGCCUUUGACUCGAUUGAAAUCUGGUCUGUCCUGGAGUCCCUGCAGCGUUGCCAAGUCGACUGGUGAUACAUCCAAGUGAUUAGAUGUCUCUACGAAGCCGCCACCAUGUCUGUCCAAGUACAGAAUCAGCAAACAAGUCCCAUACCGUUGCAUCGUGGAGUGAGAAAAGGGGACGUUAUUUCCCCGAAAUUGUUCACUAAUGCACCUGCAGCGUUGCCAAGUCGACUGGCGAUACAUCCAAGUGAUUAGAUGUCUCUACGAAGCCGCCACCAUGUCUGUCCAAGUACAGAAUCAGCAAACAAGUCCCAUACCGUUGCAUCGUGGAGUGAGACAAGGGGACGUUAUUUCCCCGAAAUUGUUCACUAAUGCAAUGGAGGAUAUGUUCAAGACGCUGAACUGGAAAGGACAUGGCAUCAACAUCAAUGGCGAACGCAUCUCUCACUUGCGAUUUGCAGACGACAUCGUCAUCAUGGCAGAAACCCUGCGGGACCUACAAAAAAUGCUGAAUGACCUAGCUGACUCUUCUAUACGCAUCGGCCUACGGAUGAACUUGGAUAAAACCAAGGUCAUGUUCAAUGAACAUGUUCUACCGGAACUGAUUGCAAUACACGGUGCCGUUCUCGAAGUUGUUUAAAAAUAUGUAUACCUCGGGCAGACAUUGCAGUUAGGUAGAAACAACUUUGAGGACGAGGUGAAUAGAAGAAUUCGGC